GUGUAAAAGUGUGAAAAAGGUAAGUUCAACAAUUGGAGAGCUUCCAAACACUAUAAUUGAAGAUCCAAAUCUCCUUACUGUUUCUGCUAGUCAUCACACAACAAACAUUGCUUACAACCUACGAACUACAAAUACCCCCUUUCAGAGGCAGAAUCCAAACAAUCUCUCACUCUCAUUUUCUCUCCCACACUCUCUCUCCCAUCCAUCAACAUGCAGAUCUUCGUCAAGACUUUGACCGGAAAGACCAUCACGCUGGAGGUCGAGAGCAGCGACACCAUUGACAACGUCAAAGCCAAGAUCCAGGACAAGGAAGGUAUCCCUCCUGACCAGCAGAGGUUGAUUUUUGCUGGUAAGCAACUGGAAGAUGGUCGCACACUUGCUGAUUAUAACAUACAAAAGGAAUCUACCCUUCACUUGGUCUUGAGGCUCAGAGGAGGAACCAUGAUUAAAGUGAAGACUUUGACUGGAAAAGAAAUUGAAAUCGACAUUGAGCCAACUGAUACGAUUGACCGGAUCAAGGAACGUGUAGAAGAAAAGGAAGGAAUUCCACCUGUGCAGCAGAGACUCAUAUAUGCAGGUAAGCAGCUUGCUGACGACAAAACAGCCAAAGAGUACAACAUUGAGGGUGGUUCAGUACUUCAUUUGGUGCUUGCAUUGAGGGGUGGUAUUUAUUAAUGUAGAUGGAUAUCAGAACUUAAAGGCUUGAAAGGAAGCUUUAUACCUGUCCUCUGAAGACAUUACUUUUCAUUUAUGUGCUUGGUUUUGUAAUUGAGGCUACUAUUGGUGGUCACUAACUCGGUAUCUUUCGAACUGUAUGCUGUUCAAAACCUUAAGUUGUCCAUUAAAAUGGGUAUCUGGACCAAUCAUUUAUAACCGUAGUUUCGAACA
This is a messenger RNA of Vigna angularis (adzuki bean), 888 nucleotides long. Its product is annotated as ubiquitin-NEDD8-like protein RUB2. NCBI's taxonomy places the organism in Eukaryota, Viridiplantae, Streptophyta, Magnoliopsida, Fabales, Fabaceae. Gene Ontology annotation, molecular function: protein tag activity; ubiquitin protein ligase binding. The transcript is spliced from 3 exons. Gene Ontology annotation, biological process: modification-dependent protein catabolic process; protein ubiquitination. The record is from RefSeq and is a predicted model, not a curated record. Gene Ontology annotation, cellular component: cytoplasm; nucleus. The coding region runs from base 211 to 675 and encodes 154 amino acids.